Molecule: messenger RNA, 2322 nt
Organism: Cherax quadricarinatus
Lineage: Eukaryota; Metazoa; Arthropoda; Malacostraca; Decapoda; Parastacidae
Source: RefSeq, a predicted model, not a curated record
AGAGUGAGUCUCAGUAGUGCAGAGAAGCCACGGUGUGUCUGCAGCCUUGCCUGAUAUUGAUGUGUCUAGUGCACCACAACAUCCAGAGUGGUAUUUCGCGAGAGCGGCUUUAUUUCUUCUGUGUAAUCAUUCGAGAGGAGAAAAUACUAACUGAAAAGUGCGUGUACACUUUACACUAAAGUUCAGAGAGUGAUGCAUGUUGGACAAUGUAGUAUUAGUCCGUGGAUGGCGCAGUGCCCCUCACUCCUGCCUUGGUAUUCUCUCUGGCCGCUAAUAUUGCUUACCAUUCUCCAUAGCGUUGUCUCUCUACCACAACUGUAUCCCAUAAAUGGCAGAACCGUCAAGCUGAAUGAGGGGGAAAUUAUUCUCUGCCACGCUGAACGUGAUUAUUUAAAGUUUACGCUGAUAUCUAGUAAAAAAGACUGCUGGUUAAACGAAUAUUAUGGUGUUAACGCAAGCAAAGUUGCAGGAAGGAACCCUCAACUAGAAGAUAGGAAAGGACAACAAUGGUAUGAGUUAAGUUUCUUCACGUCUGAGUUCAGCUUUUGGGUUAAAAUAAGUGGAGAAACAACACAUCUUAUUCAACGCAGAUGGAGUGCUGCUGCAAAAUGCCGAGAGAAAGUUUUUACUCUAUCAUUCGUUAACCCAAAGACAAUUCUCAGCAGCUACUCGCCCACGCUCACUGUCUCCUCGCCCCUCGAAAACAACCGAAAGAACUUAAUCCAGCUAAAUAUUGAUAGAAUUAUUAGGAAGCUCGAUUUCUUCGAGACAUUAACUGAUAAAGAAAAGAAGUACGUAAACAAUGAUCUAGGCACAUCUCAUAGCCAUAGAUUGGUGACCGAUGAUUUACUAGUUGUCGUUGCGUUGUUCAUUCCUGUCUUGGGGUUGUUGUGGUGCCUUCGCUUUAUCCUGUAUCCUAGAAACAAAACGCUGCAGUAUGUUAGAAGAGUGCGCAUUACUAGAAUGAUUCCUAUGCCGGUAUCAGAGAGCGAUACACUGUCCGUCCAUAUGGACCGGCCCAGCACUCACCAACAAGACCCUCCUCCAGCUUAUGAUGACAUCACUCAAACUGCACCUCCACCGUCAUAUUCAGAAGCUCAACAUAUACAAAUGGUUUUAGAUGAGGCAAGUUUAGCACAGAUGAACACGGAUCACAUUUCUCCAGUACGGUCUGAUAUAUUUGAUGAAUCACAAUCAAACUUGGACUCAAAUUCUUUUGAGACAUCGUUUACACCUCCGAACUUCGCAAAUGUGGAAGCAGAUGAAGACUUCUCUACGGAAAGGCUGGCUGCUCCUUUCCUGUUAUCAGAUUUGGCAAACACACCAGUAGCAAGUGUGGAAGGAACAGGUGAAGACAGCCCCUUGCGAAGUCUAGCUGCUACAUUUCCAUCCUCAAAUACGACGACCACACCAGCAGCAGGUGAGGGCAGCUUCACAGAAGGGUUAGCUGCUUCCUUCCCGUCUUCAGGCGCAACAAACACACAAACGGCAGACGACACUUACCUCUUAAAGUCUCAAGAUCACGUGGAACACUAACUCGAUGAGAAGUAGCUUCUUCAAAAAAACCAUGUUAUUUAGUCACUUGGUUUACAUCGAAGGUAUAUAAUGGGAGAAUACAGCAGUGGUACACAAGUGGAAGAGAACACCAGUGGGAGAAAACAGCGGGAGAACAGCAGUGGAAGAGAACAAGAGUGGAAGAAAACAGCAGUGGAAGAGAACAAGAGUGGAAGAGGACAACAGCGGUAGAGAGUAAUAGUAAAAGAAAACAUCAGUGGGAUAAGAGUGGAAGAGAACGACAGUGGGAAAGAAGUGAAAGAGAACAUCAGUAGAUUAAAUUACAGUGGAAAGAGACCAGCAGUGGAAGAUGACACAAUAAGUAUCACCACCUGCACAAAAAAACUGCCACAAACUGUUCCAACUACCUACCCACAGCGGUGAUAUGCACAGUGUUACAUUGCAUAUAUAUUUCACGAUUACCACAGCUAAGUGCAGGCUAAUGUAACUCUGCCUGUGGAGUCAAUUAGAAAAGUGACGAGAAAUUAAGACUGCUAACCCUUCAAGAAGAUAAAAACAACAUGUCAUUUUUACUUAACAUUUUGAUUUUUUUUUGACUGCAAGAUUAAAGACGCAUUUUACGGUUUUAAAACCUUCGAAAUAUAUACCAGACUUUUGUCCUCUCGGCCUUAUUAUGCUUGUAGGAAACAAGAGAAUUGGUCUCACAAAUAUUUAACAAUAGGUUUUGGGACAAUUCAGUGUUUUUAUAAUUUUAAGGUGCUACACAAAUUUGUACCAGUUUAUUAAUUAAUAAAUAAUUCUCUUCCA